ACUCUUAACACUUUGACAAACUUUCCAACGCUCCUUUAUUUCUACUUUUCUGCCUCACUCUUCUCUUCGGCUCAACCAAGGUCUACGUUCGCUCACCUUGCGCAUCUUUAACAAUGUUGGACAAAAUCGUCGGUCUCGCCAUGCUCGUGGCCGCUUCCGUCGUCUUCACCUACUACACCAUCUGGACCCUUCUCAUGCCCUUUGUCGACGACGAUCACCCUCUCCAAAACUUCUUUCCUCCUCGCGUUUGGGCCAUUCGCAUCCCCGUCAUUAUCAUCCUUCUCGGUUCCGCUGUUGUUGGCUCCUUCCUGAGCAUGGUCAUGAUUCGGAGCAACCAGAAGAAGGCUGCAAAGGCCAAGGCUGCCGCUAAGAAGGCCAACUAGACAAUCAAUAUGCCGAUUCAUAUACCUUUUAAUUGUUUACUGGCAUUAAAAGUCACCUAAUCGCACCACGGAACAUGACGACGUCCUGAACCUUGGAUACCGUGGGGCAUCAGCUUAUGCAGAAGAAAUAAAAGAGCACUAUGGGAAAUGGGCAUCUAAUGUGUUUCUAUUUAUUUAAUAAGGCAUUAUGACCUGUCAAAGAAAGAAUUCCGUGCU
Fusarium graminearum PH-1 is the source of this 599-nucleotide messenger RNA. RefSeq lists its product as uncharacterized. Gene Ontology annotation, molecular function: enzyme regulator activity. Bases 114 to 383 code for a protein of 89 amino acids. The transcript is spliced from 3 exons. The record is from RefSeq and is a predicted model, not a curated record. NCBI's taxonomy places the organism in Eukaryota, Fungi, Ascomycota, Sordariomycetes, Hypocreales, Nectriaceae. Gene Ontology annotation, cellular component: dolichol-phosphate-mannose synthase complex; endoplasmic reticulum membrane. Gene Ontology annotation, biological process: GPI anchor biosynthetic process.